Molecule: messenger RNA, 1355 nt
Organism: Cololabis saira (Pacific saury)
Lineage: Eukaryota; Metazoa; Chordata; Actinopteri; Beloniformes; Belonidae
Gene: tusc2a
Product: tumor suppressor 2, mitochondrial calcium regulator a
Exons: 5
Coding region: 400-726 (108 amino acids)
Biological process (GO): inflammatory response; regulation of mitochondrial membrane potential
Cellular component (GO): mitochondrion
Source: RefSeq, a predicted model, not a curated record
UUUGUGACAUUAGAUACAGGGGCCUAAAAGAUGAAGCAAUUUAUUUUGACAACCAUCAUAUUUUUCUUUUAAUUAUGGAUAUAGCUGAAAAUGUUAAAGCGAUAUUUAUACCUGUUUAAGUUUCAGAUACAUUUCGUGCUUGCAAAUGUACUUUAAUGAUGUAGUGCCAGUUCUCAACAAAUGUCAUUUCAGGGUACUUUACACAGACAGAACAAGUUGAUUUCAAGUCCAGUCAUUUCAACCCAAUACAGUCCCAAUCAGCUGAUCGCUUCAUCCUCCGGUGAGCUGAACAGCUGCUCGGUAUGACCACGGAUGGAGGUUUAGCGGAAAACAGUGAGGUCUGGUCGCCAAACAGACUGGAGGCUUUAAUUGGAGAUUAAUUAUGCCUUAUCUCUGAGAAUGGGAGGGAGUGCAUCCAAAGCCAAAGGUGUUUGGCCUUUCUCGGGCAGCGGAGGAGAUUCAGGUAAUGAGGGGAAAGAGCAGUCUCUGGCCCGGCUGAAGGGCUCCAGGACCACACCGUUCGUCUUCACCAGGAGGAGUUCGUUGUACUACGAUGAAGAUGGUGACCUUGCCCACGAAUUCUACGAGGAGACAGUGGUGACAAAAAAUGGCAGAAAAAAGGCCAAGUUGAAGAGGAUACAGAAGAAUCUGAUUCCACAAGGAACUGUGAAGCUUGACCACCCGUGUAUUCACGUAGAUUUUCCCAUUGUUCUCUGUGAAGUGUGAGGAGUUGCACAAGACUAUGUGCAGCCACAGGCGCUUCUCAGGGCAAGGUCUUACUCCAGUCGGAGGCAUUGUUCUCAAGACUGGAAAUGGCCCUGGAGGGAAAAGAGAACUCCACAUCGUUAAAACGCUAUAUUGACUGGAAUCUUGCACAUUUGAGUUUAACUCUUGUCAGGAGUGCACUGUUCUCCAAUGCCUAUUUCAUCUUUCACAAAGGUAGUGAUGGUACAGGUCAUUUACUUCCACUACCCGGCUCAUUGUAAGCAGUCUUUGAGAAUACAUAGCGUUUCUUAUGUGAGGUUUUAUUUUUUUGCAGGGGAAAUUAUUGAUGUGAACAGGCUUAAAUGCUUUAUGGCCUCUGUGAGAUGUAGAGUGAUAGAUGUAUGUUUCUUUGUACGUGUAGAUGUGGUUGUUUUGUUUGGAUGAAUGUGUGAAAGAGGGAUGUAAGACUACACUGUUACAGGGUAGUAAUAAUGGUGGAUUGUGACAUUUAAUGUACGUGGUCACGUUCUAUAUUGUCAUGUCUGAGUCUGUUUCAGUUAUUGAAGCUCAGACCUGCACUAGUGAAUAUAAUGCACUGUAAAUAACUUCAGAUUUCAUAGUUGGAAAUACUUGAAUAAAUGGUUUACUGA